Messenger RNA from Plutella xylostella (diamondback moth), 2335 nucleotides. Its product is annotated as cGMP-dependent protein kinase, isozyme 1. Gene Ontology annotation, biological process: protein phosphorylation. NCBI's taxonomy places the organism in Eukaryota, Metazoa, Arthropoda, Insecta, Lepidoptera, Plutellidae. The record is from RefSeq and is a predicted model, not a curated record. Gene Ontology annotation, molecular function: cGMP-dependent protein kinase activity; ATP binding.
CUGCGGUGCGAUAAGGGCUGGUUGAGGCGGCGAUCGGCAGUUGAGAGUGAAGCGCCGCGCCGCGCCGGUGACAUGUGCCAGUGACUGCCAUGGUGCUGUGUCCGCCCUUCCGGUGGGCCUCCAAGGGAGGGUUCAACCUCUCCACCGUCCAACAAAAGCAAAAUAAACAUCGUGACACUAUAAUCAAAAUAUCCGAAGAUCCACCACCGGCAGCAAAUGGCGAUGCCAACGGAAUACCGCCUCAGAACACCAAAAGCCUCUCCGUGGACCAGGGGCCCUCGCCGAAGAAACUCAGCGACCUGAGCAUACAGAGCGCCAAGUCACACUACAGCAAAGAGUCCGAUCUAGUGUCUAGUGAUGGUCGCGAGAGCACCACGGAUGGUCCGAAGACAGUGUCGGAUAUAGUGGACAGGCCCUCCCAGUCGGAGCCACGUAUGGAACGCAAGCGAGGAGUCAUCGCGGCACCGACGCCCACUGAUACUGACACUGUACGGUCUACCUCUGAUCUGCAGUACGCCAAAUAUGAAAAGGACAAUGACUCAAAAGAGCUAAUCAAGCGUGCCAUAAUGGCGAACGACUUCCUCAAGAACUUGAUGGACGAGGACCGUCUGGCGGCCGUGGUGGAGGCCAUGAAGCCGCAGGAGUACUCCGCGGGCAGCCUCAUCGUGCGAGAGGGGGAGAGCGGCAGCCACCUGUACGUGUCCGCCUACGGACAGUUCGAGGUGCUGAAAGGCGGUCAAGUGGUCAAGACUUUCGGGCUUGGAGAAGCUUUCGGAGAACUGGCGAUUCUGUAUAAGGCGAAGAGAUUUGCGUCCAUUAUUUGUAUAACAGAGGCUAAAGUAUGGACGCUGGAAAGGCGAGUAUUCCAGAAGAUUAUGGUCCGCAGUGGCCGUCAGGAACAAGAGGACAACCUUCGUUUCCUGUCCUCAGUGCCGCUCCUACAAGGAAUCAAUCCUAUAGAGCUGGUCAAGAUGUCUGGCUUCCUCAAACGUGAAUUCUUCUCGGCGGGCACCGAAGUGGUCCGUCAAGGCGACCGGGGCGACAAGUUCUACAUCAUCCGCGGCGGCGUGGUGGUCGUGACGAAGCGCGACGGAGAGGGGGCGGAGCGGCAGGUGGGGGUGCUGCGCCGGGGGAACUACUUCGGAGAGCAGGCGCUGCUGCAUGAGGAUAGGCGGCUGGCCACCGUUACCGCGCAGCCGCCUGGUGUGGAAUGUCUGACGCUGGAACGCGGGCCGUUCACUGAAUUACUCGGAAACUUAAAUGAAUUGAAGAAUAUCCGACACGCCGUGCCGAGGCCGUCACAACAAAAGAAAACGUCUAAAGUCAAAACUGAAUUCGAGUACAUAUCCCUGCAAGACCUGGAGAUCGUGGGCACUAUGGGCGUCGGCGGCUUCGGCCGAGUGGAGCUGGUCCAGUAUUCCAAGGACAAGUCCUUGACCUUCGCGCUCAAGUGCCUCAAGAAGAUAGAAAUGGUGCAGCAACAGCAGCAAGUGCAUGCCUACAAUGAGAAGAACAUAUUGUUCUCCUGCCAGAAUGAGUUUAUAUGCAGACUGUACCGAACGUUCAAAGACAACAAGUACCUCUACUUCCUGAUGGAGCCGGUCCUAGGGGGCGAUGUGUGGACCAUCCUGCAGAAGCACCGGUUCUUCCCCGAGAACACCGCGCGGUUCAUGGCCGCCUGCGUCAUCGAGGCCUUCCAGUAUCUGCACUCCAAGGAUAUAGUGUACAGGGACCUUAAGCCGGAGAACUUGAUGCUUGAUGAGCGCGGGUAUAUUAAACUUGUGGACUUUGGGUUUGCUAAGCAGCUGACUCCAAACACGAAAACAUGGACUUUUGCUGGGACACCUGAGUAUGUGGCUCCUGAAAUCGUGUUAAAUAAGGGACACGACCGCGCAGUGGACUGCUGGGCUCUAGGAGUGUUCAUCCACGAGAUCCUAGUAGGCAAGCCGCCCUUCCGCGGCCCUGGCGGAGACCACAUGAAGACCUACACGCUCAUCUUGCGAGGCAUAGACGCAGUCUCCUUCCACCCUCGCGUCACCAAGUCUGCGCAACUGCUUAUAAGGAAGUUGUGCCGAGCGGUGCCGGCGGAACGACUGGGAUAUUUGAAGAACGGCAUGGCUGAUGUCAAAAAUCAUAAAUGGCUGCUCGGCUUCGACUGGGAGGGGCUCCGGGAGCGCCGGCUCAAGGCGCCGCUGGUGCAGCCCGUGGCCAGCAAGACUGACCUCUCCAACUUCGAGAAAUACUCCAAGGACAAGCUCCCGCCCGACGAGGUGUCAGGGUGGGACGUAGACUUCUAGUAUCAGUUUUAACGGACACUUACAAUGUUUUUUGUUCG